UCCGCAACCACACAUACGUCACUAUUAUGCGCCACAGGUUUAGGAAGAGCGCGAUAACUUCAAUCAAAUGGCAUGUAUAAUUACAUUUUAGAUUCAUAUUAGUAUUUCUUAUAAACUAUGAUACGUACAUAUUAUUAAUAUGGGUGAGUGAUAUAACACAGACGAUAACUUUGUCAGUACACAAUCGAGUGGUUCUCGCUGAGUAAUUAGGUCCACCCGGGAUGAUGGACUCUACUGAGAUGUUUUUCUCAGUACCACAGGGGCUACCUUCUGCUUGGGACACCGUAACUGCAGCUCUGGUGUCUCCAGUGUCCAAUGACAUCACCAUGUCUGAUGAGUCUCUCUCUGAGGGGCUUAGCCUGCUGUGCUCUAACAGCCUGGGACAGUUUCUGGAGGGAUGGCUAAUGGAGACCCUGCAGGUGCGUCUUACUACUGCUAUUGCCCCUGAGUUCUGGGCUGGAAUGAAGCAACCAGAGAAUGAACUGGAGGAGAAGGACAGGGCCAGGAUCCUACUCAUGGCCUUCCGUACCCUUUUGGACAGACUGCAACCUUUCCUAGGAGGGUUGGAGAGGCUGGGUACCUGGCAAGACGAGGGCCGGGGUGGUCUGUGUGGCCCUGGGGCCAGGGGUCUCCGUGAGAGGGCCUUCUCUGUCAUCAGGGCCAUUCUGCUGUUCUCCCCCUCGGCUGUGCUCCAGGAGAGAAUACUGGAAUUCUACAGUAGGACUUUCUCUGUGCACAUGACCCAGGAGGGGGAGGCAGGGGAGGCUGAGGAGGGGGCGGGGGUAGAGGGGGGGGUCUGUCAGGGCUGUACUGUCCCCACUCAGCGAUGCUGGUGUCAGCAAGCCCUGGAGCAGCUGCAAGAGCUCAGCCAAGUACUGUCCAGGUUGCAGCUAUUGGAGCGGGUCAGCUCAGAGGCAGUGACGUCCAUCUUACACAAACUGAUAGAGCAGCGGAUGGAGCAGCACUGCAGGGGGGAGUACGAGAGCUCUUUCCUCUUCGACUUUCAGGAGUGGCUAGAGCUGGUGUUGGGCUGGUUGAGCAGGGUGUUUGCCAGUGAUGUGGGUGGAGUCAGUGGACUGGGCACUGUGCCCAACGGCACAGGCAGCGGGGCUGGGGUGGUGGGCCAGCCAGCCAACGCCGUGCUGCAGCGCUGGAGGUGUCACAUGCACCAGUUCUUCUGCAGGAUCUACGUCAACAUGAGGAUCGAGGAGCUCUUCAGCAUCAUCAGAGAUUUCCCUGAGUCAAAGCCUGCCAUCGAUGACCUCAAGUUCUGCCUGGAGAGAACCAAUCAGAGGCAGCAGCUCCUCACGUCCCUUAAGACCGCCUUUGACACCCGUCUGCUUCACCCAGGAGUCCAUACCUCUGACAUCAUCACUGUGUACAUCUCAGCUAUAAAGGCCCUACGGGAGCUGGACCCAUCCAUGGUCAUCCUGCAGGUUGCGUGCCAACCAAUCCGCAAGUACCUCAGGACGCGGGAGGAUACAGUGCGUCAGAUAGUGGCCAGCCUUACUGGAGAUGCGGAGGGCUGCAGUGACCUGGCCAAUGAGUUGUCCCGUGCCGACCCCGUGACCCUGGAGACCCAGGACAGUGAGGACGAGGGCAGCGACCCAGAGGAAUGGACCCCAGACCCUAAGGAUGCUGUGACAGACAAGACAGGGUCUAAGCGACGUUCGUCUGACAUCAUCACUCUUCUGGUCAGCAUAUAUGGCAGUAAAGAGAUUUUCAUAGACGAGUACAGAACUGUCCUGGCAGACAGGCUGCUCCACCAGUUCAACUACAAUACAGCCAGGGAGAUACGUAAUGUGGAGUUACUCAAACUGAGAUUCGGAGAGUCCCAUAUGCACUACUGCGAGGUGAUGCUGAAGGACGUGGCUGACUCACGAAGGAUCAACACCAACAUCCGUGAGGAGGAGUCCAGGCUGGCUGAGGAGGAGCAGCCCCCUCUUUCCCUGUCAGCCAUGAUCCUGUCCUCUGAGUUCUGGCCCACACUGAAGGAGGAGAAGAUGGAGCUCCCGCCCCUGGCCUCCCAAGCCAUGGAGGCCUACACACACCGCUACGAGAAACUCAAGGCGAUGAGGACCCUGAGCUGGAAGCCUCAUUUGGGCUUAGUGACCCUGGAUGUGGAGCUGGAGGACAGGACUCUGACUAACCUGACUGUGUCCCCCAUCCAUGCUGCCAUCAUCCUGCACUUCCAAGACAAAAGCUCGUGGACUCUGGAGGAGCUGAGUGGGGUCCUGGGCGUUCCCCAGGAGAUGGUGAGGAGGAAGUUGGCUCUGUGGCAGCAGCAGGGGGUCCUAAAGGAGGAGGCUGGGGGGCGCUACUCUGUCCUGGAAACAGGCUCGUCCCGGGAAAGACCUGAGAGAGGGGUGAUGCUGAUUGACAGUGACGAGGAGGGAGACUCCAACACCACCACCCAGUCAGAGCAGAGGGAGGAGAAACUACAGUUGUUCUGGGCCUACAUCCAGGCCAUGCUGACCAACCUGGAGACCAUGACCCUAGAGCGCAUCCACUCCAUGCUCAGGAUGUUUGUUGCCACGGGACCAAUUGUCACAGAGAUGGACGUGAAUGAGCUGCAGGCCUUCCUGCAAAGGAAAGUGCGAGACCAUCAGCUCAUCAUGUCCGCAGGCAUCUACAGACUGCCUAAGUCCACCAACUGAGGAUGGGGAGAAGAGAGGAGGUUCAACUGAAAAGUGGAAAUAUCUGAUUAGUUUCUGAAAUGUACUAGAUGCCGCAUUGCAGUUGGAGACUCCAGUUUCACAGAUGAACCUUUUCAGAAAUGGGUUUGUAAAAGCAACUGAAAAUGCCAAGCAUCGUGCUGAAUUACUAUGUCUUACAAUACUAAUGGCUAUAAGGAGCAUGAACCACUCAGUCUUUAUUGUUGACCAUCCAGGUUGCUUGACUUUGUUAUGAGUUUUGGAGGACUCAAAAAUCAUACUAUCAAUGUGUUUCAGCAACCAUUGUGUUCUGAUGCUUUUAAAACAAAGUUGCACAUUGAAUUGACACGUGGUUGGACUUUGUGUAUUUUGAAGUUCCCCUUUUGAUAACAUGACAAUUGUCUGAGUUAAUAAAAAUACAUGAAUAUGUAAUAUGAUUGUAUUUGUCAUUAAAGAUUAUUGUAGCGCUUGCCGAAAUGAA
Messenger RNA from Oncorhynchus tshawytscha (Chinook salmon), 3135 nucleotides. RefSeq names its product anaphase promoting complex subunit 2 (gene anapc2). The record is from RefSeq and is a predicted model, not a curated record. Gene Ontology annotation, cellular component: anaphase-promoting complex. Gene Ontology annotation, molecular function: ubiquitin protein ligase binding. NCBI's taxonomy places the organism in Eukaryota, Metazoa, Chordata, Actinopteri, Salmoniformes, Salmonidae. Gene Ontology annotation, biological process: ubiquitin-dependent protein catabolic process.